AUACGCCCCUUCCGAAAAACUAGCCGCCUCCAAAUCUGACGAACAUUCCGUUCUGUCAAACUAUUAAAGAGUCAAGAUGUCGCCAGUCUUCGUAGGGCUCACUAACUCUCACCAACCAUCAAGCUUAAACUUUGAAACCUUCAACGCAUAACCUUUCUCUAUAUCUAUCUACCCCGAGCAACAUGCGCUCUCUGACUCCUUUUCUGGCUCUUGUAGCUUCAGCUACUUGUGCCGACAUCAAGAUCUUCUGGCAGCACGCGAAAUCUUCGAGUCAGACGUUGCUAAGCGUGUUCGAUGGCUCCAAGCUCGUCGCCCAGACCUGUUCGAGCAUCAUCGCAGGCACUCCGCAUAGCAUCGACUUCUCCGACCUGAACGAAAACGGCUCCGGCAAUUUCAGCAUCGGUGACGCCAAGUAUUUGGCUCACUCCAACCCCGAGUACUCCGGAGGACCAAUCUGUACCAAGAAGUACAAUGCCGACGUUGCUGUCGUCGAGUGCUCCCGUGUUAACUGGGCUCCUUCUGCUGAUGCCGCCAUUGAGGAGGACUGCCACGAGGACGAAAAUGUCAGAGCCGCUAUGCGAUUCUUCACUUCCAGCAACCGUGAGAUAGCCCAUGAAUCUACCGGAGUAGCCCGAAUCAGGCGCAGCGUGUCUUCGAGGCAGUGCCAGAUUGAAACAGCCACCAGUCUCAUAGGAGAUGGCAAUCCCCAUCAAAACUUCUAUGACAAGCAGCUUUCGGAAAACCUUAACUGCGGCGCAUCAUCAUCCUGCAGCGUUGGCCAUGAUGUCGAAACGUCAUACACCAUUGGAUGGUCCGCGGAUGUGGGUGCCUUCGGCUGGAUCAGUGGCGGAUUCGCUGUCCAGCAGACUUGGACGACUGGCGAUACCUACACCUGUUACGCCGGCCAAGGCGAAACAGUCUGCAUUUGGUACAACACCGCUCACACGGCUUAUACGGUCCGCAACGCCGAAUUGAAUACCUGCGAAGGUGGCGGAUGGCUCCCCUCGGGCGAUCCGUUUGUCAUGUAUUCUCCCAACCAAGCGAAUCGCGGCGGUGGCUACUACUGUGUUGUCGGCACUUGUCGGGCUAAGGGAGACGCCUAUUGGGACAAGAGCGGCCGUGCUGGUGGUCCUUAAGAGAGGCGUAUCGUUAGGAUGCCAUAACAUGGGCCAGCCGGGCUUUGACAUCGACGGUAUCAGGAUAAGCGGUGGCAACUGACACGGAACAUGGAUGACAUUUGUUGAACUACGUGUCGAAAUUUCUAAAACAUAUUCGAAAGGCGCAUCAGAGUGUCGCUCAGAUGUCGUUGACAAUGAC
This is a messenger RNA of Phialemonium atrogriseum, 1317 nucleotides long. RefSeq lists its product as uncharacterized. Lineage: Eukaryota; Fungi; Ascomycota; Sordariomycetes; Cephalothecales; Cephalothecaceae. Bases 183 to 1136 code for a protein of 317 amino acids. The record is from RefSeq and is a predicted model, not a curated record. The transcript has 4 exons.